CUCUGUUCUGGUGAUUUUCUUCUUUUCUCUUUAUUAAUUUUUCUGAUCUUUUUCACUUUCUUUUUUCUUGUUUUCCUCUGUUUCUUCUCUGACUUUGCUUCCUUCUUUUCUUCCGCUAUUCUUGCGUUUUCUUUCUUCUUCUUCGCCAUUUUUCUGUUUUGAUGGAGGGGAGUCCUUCAAAAUCUGCUGUUAUGGCUCCAGUUGCUCGGGAUAUUGCCAAGAUGGGGGUGGAUCCCAUUGUCAAAGGUGAUCUUAUCAUCUUAGAAAUUUCUCCUACUACUGUCGAGGACAUGACAAUUUCUCUUUCUGUUGUUGCCAGUUUUUCCCGUUCUUGCCUUUGUUGCGCCUUCAGGAACGCUGCAUCCAAGAACAACACCACAUUCAUCGCCUCAAUCCUUCUAACUACGGCUCCUCCAAACCCUCCCCCAAUUCCAACUGCUGAGAUCGUGAAAGGAGGCGAGAUAAGGAACACUGCUCGGAAUGCUACAACUGCCAGCAUGAGGAGGAAGCCAAGGAGCGUGAGUGUUCGUGGUUGGAGAAAUUGGCGGAUCGAGAUCGGAGCAGAGAAAGCUUGCUGCCAAGAAUGUGAGAGAGAUGCUAGAGGAAAUUCGCAGAAAAAGGGCAUUGAAUUAAAAUCAGAAGUUGCUGCUGCACAGAGGCUUCGGGAGGAAGCUGCUGAUAUUUGGAGUAGUUUUGCGAAUGCGGAGGUUCUCAAGGUUUAUGAUGCUGGUUCCCAUUAUCCAUCUAUUUUCCGCAACUCAUUGGUACUUUGGAUUUCCGCUGCUUGCAUGCUAAGGUUGAUCUUAUUUAGAUACGAGGGAAAAGCAAAGUUUCUUGUGGUGAAGCUAUCCUUAUACCUCAAUGGGGAUCUGUGUUUUAAUGACUGGUUAGCAUUUGCCAUGUCCCUUGCUCGGGUAUGAUUUUGCCCUCCAAUUGGUUGCUACUAGUUUACAUUUGCAAAAAAUCUCUUAUAUUCUGAGAUUUGCAUUAACCUUUGUAGUGUCACUUGCGUAGCUUUUGCCUGGUUAUUUAUGUACACUCAAACUUGCUCGCAGCUUUCGUUUGCGUAACUUUUGCUUGGGUAUUUAUGUACACCCAAACUAAAUACCACCCAAACUUGCUCGCAGCUUUUAGUUUGCGUAACUUUUGCCUGAGUAUUUAUGUACACCCAAACUUGCUUGCAGCUUUUGCCUGCGUAACUUUUGCCUGAGAAUUUAUGUACACCCAAACUUGCUCGCAGCUUUUGCUUACGUAACUUUUGCUUGGGUAUUUUUGUAUACCCAAACUUGCUCGCAGCUUUUGUUUGCGUAACUUUUGCUUGUAUAACUUUUGCUUGGGUAUUUAUGUACACCCAAACUUAUAUGAUGAUGAAGGAUAUGAAAGCAAUAUUAUUUAAGUUUUUAUUUUUAUUUUUUCACUGGUUUGUAGUUCUAAACUGGUAAACAAGCAAUAUGAUGAUGAAGGAUACGAAAGCAAAUGGACACCUGUAAUUUUGAUGUCAAGGCUAGUGUCCUCAUGCCUUGCUAGAUGGUAUCGUAAAUUGAAUAAAAGCUACAUGUCAUCAACUGGAGCAGACAUAAGACCAUUUAUCUGCCCCACAGAAAGUCCUAGUUCUUUUACUCUGUUAAUAUGGGUGUAUUUCUAAUCUCAUAUGUCAUAUUGUAUGCUUAAAAUAGUUGUAACAAGUUACUGGUUUCAAUUGUCAUGUCUCUUUUACUUAUUAAAAUUUUUAGUCUUGA
Messenger RNA from Rubroshorea leprosula, 1739 nucleotides. Lineage: Eukaryota; Viridiplantae; Streptophyta; Magnoliopsida; Malvales; Dipterocarpaceae. The record is from the annotation of a GenBank genome assembly.